Molecule: messenger RNA, 1838 nt
Organism: Zea mays
Lineage: Eukaryota; Viridiplantae; Streptophyta; Magnoliopsida; Poales; Poaceae
Product: indole-2-monooxygenase-like
Exons: 4
Coding region: 48-1799 (583 amino acids)
Molecular function (GO): monooxygenase activity; heme binding; oxidoreductase activity, acting on paired donors, with incorporation or reduction of molecular oxygen
Source: RefSeq, a predicted model, not a curated record
AUUUACCACCUUUCUCCUCGAAAAACCGAUUUGAAAUCUACUGAAAGAUGGCUGAAGUAGUAGUUCUUGACAAGCUCGUCGGCGGCGACUCGCCGGCAGCGACAACAUUCCGCCCUCUGCUCUUGUGUCUCCUGACCAUAUUCUUCUUCCUGCUGCUGCGCUACUUGAGUGCAGGCGCAGGUCCGAGCAGGGCCAGGCUACCUCCCUCUCCACCGGGGCUGCCUCUGAUCGGGCACGCCCACCUCAUCGGCGCGCUCCCGCACGUCUCACUGCGCGGCCUCGCGGCGCGGAAGGGAUGCGAGGACCUGAUGGUGGUUCGCCUGGGCGCGGUCCCGACGCUGGUGGCGUCGUCGGCGCGCGCCGCGCAGGCGGUGCUGCGCACGCACGACCAGUCGUUCGCGUCCCGGGCGCGGUCCCGUGUCGGCGAGGUGCUCACGUGCGGGUACUCGGACGUGGUGUUCGCGCCCUACGGCGAGCAGUGGCGGCAGUGCAAGAAGCUGGUGACCACGCACCUGCUCAGCGCCAAGAAGGUGCAGUCCUACCGCGCCGCCCGCCACGAGGAGGUAGGGCUGGUGAUCGACAGGAUCCAUGGAGCGGCAGCUGGACUGGAGGCAGUGAACAUGAGCGAGAUCCUGAGCAAGUUCGCGAACGACAUGGUGUGCCGCGCCGUGGCAGGGAGGUCGUUCAGAGUGGAGGGGCGGGACAGGAUAUUCCGGGACCUCAUCGCCCAAGCUUUCGACAUCCUGGGGGGCAUAAACCUGGAGAGCUUCUACCCUGGCCUGGCCAACGCGGCUGGUGGCGUGCUGCUGUGGCCAGCUCUCCGCAAGGCCGAGAAAUUAAGGGACCGGUGGAGCGAGCUCCUUGACAAGCUGAUCGAGCAACACUCGAGCGGCGAAGGAGCCGGUGAGGAUGAGCAAGAGACUGACUUCAUACACGUGUUGCUAGCUGUGGAAGAGGAGUAUGGGCUCACGAGAGACAACAUCAGGGGCAUCUUGUCUAACAUGUUCGCAGCAGGCACGGACACCACAUUCCUUCUGCUCGAGUUCGCCAUGGCCGAGCUCAUGCUGCACCAGGAUGUCAUGGCCAAGCUACAGGCCGAGGUGCGGAAGAGCCCACCGAACAAGGGACAAACCACCGUCGUCAUCGGCGAAGACGACGCUCUCGUCGGAACGACGACAUACCUGAAAGCCGUCAUAAAGGAGACGCUGCGUCUACACCCGCCGGUGCCGCUCCUCGUCCCGCACCUCUCGCAGGAGGACUGCGACGUCGACGGCUACACGAUCCCGUCCGGCAUGCCGCUGCUCGUCAACGCCUGGGCGAUCGGUCGGGACCCCAGGCUGUGGGACGCCGCGGAGGAGUUCGUGCCGGAGAGGUUCGUCCGCGGCGGCGGCGGCGUUGACUUCAGAGGGAUGGACUUCGAGUUCCUGCCGUUCGGGUCUGGGCGUAGGAUGUGCCCAGGGGUAAAUUUUGCGCUGGCCUCCACGGAGAUCUUGCUGGCAAACCUUGUCUUCCACUUUGACUGGGAGCUUCCUAGGGGUGUAGAUACGGUUGACAUGGCCGAGGUGUUUAAGUUGACCGUGUCUCGGAAACAUGAACUCCUUCUCAGCCCAAGGGCGGCACGAGGUUCUGUCACAUCAUCCGAAUCAUCUUGUCUUUUUGUCUUCUUCUACUCCUACCCUAAAAGAGCAAUACAAUCUGUGGGCAGCAAUACAAUCUGUUGGCUUGGUUUAAAUCCAUACCGGCUUCUACUAUUUUUACAGUGUUUUUGUUUCUAUAGAUUACAGCUGCAGCAGUCUUAACAGCCGACUUUAAUUUAAAGCGAACAACACCUCUGUCGA